This is a messenger RNA of Cavia porcellus (domestic guinea pig), 9661 nucleotides long. RefSeq names its product immunoglobulin like domain containing receptor 2 (gene Ildr2). Gene Ontology annotation, cellular component: membrane. The coding region runs from base 2132 to 3814 and encodes 560 amino acids. The record is from RefSeq and is a predicted model, not a curated record. The transcript is spliced from 10 exons. Gene Ontology annotation, biological process: pancreas development. Lineage: Eukaryota; Metazoa; Chordata; Mammalia; Rodentia; Caviidae.
GUGAACGAUGGAGGCUGGGGAGAAGCCCGAUUACAAUUGAGCCGGAUGGAGAUGCAGGUGUUUGGCUCUCUGGCGCUGUGAGGUUGUUCUGCAAAUGUGCAUUUUCCCCUCCAUACAACGGUUCUUCCGCGGUCUUACCCUGAGUUUGUGAUGCUAAGUCCUCGGCAAAGCCUGACUCAGGGGCUGAUGCAUUCAGACCACUGGUUUUCUGGAAGGGCUUUUCUGGAGUGUCUCCCCAGUUCCUUCCCCCGGGAAGGGGAGAGCCCCGGGGUGCAUUCUUUGUGGCUUCCUGGGGGUACCCCAGAGAGGGAAAUGGGAAGGAGGUGGUAGAGGCUUGAUUGGUCGGAGUUUAGGGCCUGGCUCAGUCUCACUGCUGUUCUUUGGAAAGUGGUCCCCUGGUAAAAGCGGAGCCUUUCUAACAGAAGCAAUCCCCUCCCCCCAGUAAAGACAUUUUGCCAAUGUCCAGACGCAUUGAGCUUCUUCUCCCCAGCACUGAUCUGACUGGGCUCUUCCUGACCUCCUCUCCCUUUUGCCGAACUUUCUUUCCAUCCUCCUGGAUUUCGGGAAGGCGGGAGGGAAGAAGAGGGGAAGAGGAAGUCAGAAGAGAUUAAGAUGUGAUAUGGAUAUGCACCGAUUCCCAAGAUGACUGUGUUUAUUAGGUAUCGAAAACAUAGAUGAAUAAAGGGGGGGGGGACAGAGGAGAGAUCCUUGUUCCCAACAUGCCACCCUACGUGGCUGUUCUGUACUGUGAGGCAACAACCAGGAUAGCGGAGCCUGAGAAACUCAGAAAGAACCCUUGCAGAGGGGUAGCCUGGGGUGCAGCUUGGACAGCCAUUCAACACCAGGUGGGGACAGAGCGGUGGAGGAAACAGAACAGGGUGUCAGAAAGGUCAGUAAGACUUGCUGGGGCAGUGACUGGCAGGAGGAGAAAGAAACAGUACCAGAAGACCUGAAAAAAAAAAAAAAAAAGUCACUGGGCAAAGGGGACCCAGAGUAAUAUGUCCCAAGUAAGUCACUGAAAAAGAGUAAAAUACACUUAAAAAAGACAAAGACCCUGUUUCCCUUAGCUUCAGAAUAAUUGUUGAUUGCCUAUUUUGUUUUAUUUUUUCUAUUUCAAAUGAAAGGCUUCUGCCGUUGCUCCUUCCUCCCUCUGGCUUUAGACUGUGGAGGGCACCCUCGGCAGAGUUAGCCUCUUCUCCGGGCUGCUCUGAGUUCAUCCCUCCCACAGUGUUCAAAUAUGAAUCAUCUCUAAUUUCAGGGUUUGGCUGAUCCAUGCCUUCCCCCUCCCCUGGCCUCCCCUGGUGCCUUCUACUGCCACCCUCACUGAUUCUGAUUCCUUAAUUUGCCCCUAUUCUCAGUUUUCAUCUUUAGGGGAGUUAAGCCUGGGGCUUCUUAUCAUGUCUCCUUGAAGUCAGCCAGGCAUCUGAGAAGGGUCUGAGUCAGAGGUGCUUUGCAGACCCCUCUGUGCCCGCCAAGAGAAGCACUCUGGAGAUUUGUAGGGAGAGGGUGAAGGAGAACAUAUGACCCUCUCUAGAGGGCUAACAGUAUCUUUGCAGUGGAAUCUUCUCUGUGGAGUGGCCAUAGAAAUCCAGCUCUCAGUUUAUAGAAAUGGAAGCCCAAAGGAGCAAUAUCCAUGCAGCACACUGGUGAUUGGGGGUAGCUUCCAGUUCUGAACUCAAGUCAGUACUACUUGCAUCCUCCCGGCAUGCCACUCUGGCUUUUUGGUUCGAGGGUCUCUUGUUUCAUUUAGUUUUGAGGAAGUGAUGUUUUCUGUGUGCCUUCUGCCAUUUGCUCCUAGAAGCAGGCAACAGGUUAGUUACCAAGGCCCUCUCAGCAGUCAAAUCACUGGGGCUUCUUUGCCCUGCAGUGAGGCUGACUUUUGCAAUGCCAUUGAUCACCCCUCCCCAUCCUCACCUCCCAUCACUGCUGUCAGAGGUGCCCCUGGACAGGCUGCCUCUCAGCCUGAGCAAAGUAGAGAGGAGCUAACAAUGGCGGCUGGAGAGGGGACUAGAGGAGAGAACAGCAGUCAAGGGUGACAUGGAUUCAGGCUCAUUCUUCACGGAGAAACCAUGCAAGGAAAGCCGUGGUUGAAGGCCUUCAGGUCACAGUGCCUGACAAGAAGAAGGUGGCUAUGCUCUUCCAGCCCACGGUACUUCGCUGCCAUUUCUCCACAUCCUCACAUCAGCCUGCAGUUGUGCAAUGGAAGUUCAAGUCCUACUGCCAGGAUCGCAUGGGGGAGUCCUUGGGCAUGUCCUCUACCCGCAUCCAGUCUCUCAGCAAGAGAAACCUGGAGUGGGACCCAUACUUGGACUGCUUAGACAGCAGGCGGACCGUUCGGGUGGUGGCUUCGAAACAGGGCUCCACUGUUACCCUGGGAGAUUUCUACAGGGGCAGAGAGAUCACAAUUGUUCACGAUGCAGAUCUUCAAAUUGGAAAGCUCAUGUGGGGAGACAGUGGACUCUAUUUCUGCAUUAUCACCACCCCUGAUGACCUGGAAGGCAAAAACGAGGACUCAGUGGAACUGCUGGUGUUGGGCAGGACAGGGCUGCUUGCUGAUCUCUUGCCCAGUUUUGCUGUGGAGAUUAUGCCAGAGUGGGUGUUUGUCGGCCUGGUGCUCCUGGGAGUCUUCCUCUUCUUCGUCCUCGUGGGGAUCUGCUGGUGCCAGUGUUGUCCACACAGCUGCUGCUGCUAUGUCCGCUGCCCAUGCUGCCCAGACUCCUGUUGCUGCCCCCAGGCCUUGUAUGAAGCAGGGAAGGCAGCCAAGGCCGGGUACCCUCCCUCUGUCUCCGGUGUCCCUGGCCCUUACACCAUCCCCUCUGUCCCUUUGGGAGGAGCCCCCUCAUCUGGCAUGCUGAUGGACAAGCCGCAUCCACCUCCCUUGGCACCAAGUGACUCCACUGGAGGAAGCCACAGUGUUCGCAAAGGCUACCGGAUCCAAGCUGACAAAGAGAGAGACUCCAUGAAGGUCCUGUACUAUGUUGAAAAGGAGUUGGCUCAGUUUGAUCCGGCCAGAAGGAUGAGAGGCAGAUAUAACAACACCAUCUCAGAACUCAGCUCCCUGCAUGAGGACGACAGCAAUUUCCGCCAAACCUACCAUCAGAUGCGGAGCAAGCCCUUCCCUGUGUCUGGGGACUUGGAGAGCAACCCUGACUACUGGUCAGGUGUCAUGGGUGGAGGCAGUGGGGCCAGCCGGGGGCCCUCAGCUGUGGAGUAUAACAAAGAAGACCGGGAAAGCUUCCGGCACAGCCAGCAGCGCUGCAAGUCUGAGAUGCUGUCCAGGAAGAGCUUCUCCGGGGGCGUGCCGGCAGUGUCCAUGGACGAGCUAGCAGCCUUCGCGGACUCCUAUGGGCCGCGGCCUCGCCGCGCCGACGGCAGCAGCCUGGAGCCCCGGGGCGGCAGCCGCUUCGAGCGCGCAGAGUCGCGCGCCCACGCGGGCUUCUAUGCGGACGGCGCGCUCGAGUUCUUCGCGCCCGGGGACGCGCGCGCGCCCCUGCCGCGCCUGGUGAGCCGCACGCCCAGCGCAGCGCCUGAGCCGGGCCUGCCAUUCCCGGGCGGCAGCCUGGAGACGCCGGCCAAGCGCAGCGCUCAGCUCGGCCCGCGCAGCGCCUCCUACUACGCUUGGUCACCGCCCGCGCCCGACGAGGAGGACGUGCCCGACGACGCGCUGCCGCCCUACAGCGAGCGCGAGCUGAGCCGCGGCCCGUCCUACCGCGCGCGCGAGCCGCCCUACGCCAGCAACUCGGAGAGGCGCAGGAAGAAGGAGCCCGCCAAGAAGACGAACGACUUUCCAACUAGGAUGUCCCUUGUGGUCUGAUGUUUUUUGAGACAUCUGUCCGGAAAAUCCAAAUCAGAUAUAGACUGCAGGAACAAGACGCAAAUCCAAGAGCCAGCAGGCCGGGACUUUUCUUUGACAACCACCUUGGAAGAUUUGCUGACUCUUCUCUGGCAAAGGAAAAAAGGCAGCCUUGAAAGAAGGCUGAAUACAAACCUCAGUGCCCAUCUAACUAGUUUAAGAAACUUAUGUUAAAACAAUGAUGUGAGAACAUCCCACCCAUAGUUUACGCUAUCCAACCUCCUUCCUUAGCAGAUCUGGGAUUUCACUUCCAGUUCUGAAAGAGUUAACCCUGGACCACCAAUCUCUGGAAAUUGUCUGUGCUUACAGUACGUCUCUCUGCUAUGCUUAGAGACAGAAGAAUUCAUUACUGCGACUGGAUGAAGGCCUGCUGCUGACAGGGGAAGAGCACUUCAAGGCAGAACACACCUUUUAUUCCCACCACUUCCUGGUCACUGAUCAAUGACCAUUGUUACACUAAAAUCAGAAAGCCUUUGGUGCAUUCAGUGAUAGCAGCCUCCUGGACAAUCACAGAAACGACUUUGUUUGCUCUUCUGAAUUGCAACUCUUGAGUGGCUGGGACAAAGCACGAAUACACCAUUGUGAGAAGCAGUCUAAGUGGUAUUUCCUUUUUUAUUCUGAGGACAUAAACUGCUUUUCCCUUCCCUCAAUACAUGUCAACAUCUGAGUCUUGAACCUUAAGGGCUCUUCUUUUCUUCUCCUCUCCUCUCCAGGACUUCCUACUGGUCGGUGCCACACACAGAGCCCCACCUCCAUCUGCACUCUGAUAAGUUUGUCAUCAGGUGCCUUUUGAUACAUGCUUAAAAUUCAACAUAUGAAAGAGAAGCAAUUAAAAAAGAAGACAAAGCAGUAAUACAAGAUAGAGAAGAAUGACAAGAAUUUAAGAGGAAAAUACUGUAUGGUCCCACUAUAUUUGAACUAUGGAGCAUUUUCCCUACAAAUCCCAGUCAGUCUUUUCUGGUUUUGUACUUCAUUGCUCAUAAUUGUCUCUGCCCUCCUGGUUCUGCCAUUGCAGGACACUAGAGAUGUAGAACUUGCAUCUCUUGGAUUCACUGGGAUGCUUUGGGGAGAUGAAAAAGAUACUGCUUUCUUGGAAGAAGUACUUCCUAUUCCUACCCCUGCCUAAAUGGUAGGUCCUGAGUCCCAAAGUUAAACCUCUUUGGAUUUUGUAAUUUGUGUGGAUUACAAAAAUGGCCACAAACUUUCCCUCCCAUUAAAAGGUGUUUUCCCCCACCUUUUGAGCCAGGAGAUGGCUGUGUGAUUUGAUUUGGCCAAAUGGCCCAGUAGCAAAUAUACAUAAAUAGAGAUUGGAAAAGUUCUUGUGUAUGGGAUUUGUUCUCUCUUGCUGCUCUUGGAACCUUGCAGUCACCACCUGGUGAAUGAGCUUGAACUGUCCUGCUGCAUGAUGAGAGAAAACGGUGUCAUUACCCCUGGCACUCUGUGUGACAGUUCGUCAGUUCUCAGCCAAUUGUAGACACAGGAGAGUCCAGCCAAGAUCAACAGAAAAGCUGCCUAGCUGAGCCCAGCCCAAACCGCUGAUUCCGACUUGAGGCUUGAGACAUCAGUGCACCCCGUGUGUUUUCUUCUAAUCAGAAUGUUCAGCCCUGAAUCUCUUCUCCAUCCAGUCGUAGAUGUCUCACAGCCUCUCCUUUCUUUGACAGACUUUGCAUUUCAUCUUUAUUCAUCACUAUUAUGAUGGGACACGUUGUCAGGUCAAAUCACUGGAGUGGGGGAUGAACUUGCAAUGUCCUAACCCAGCAAUGGUUCAUCCCUAUUCUUGGAUCCAUGGACAGCCUCUGAAUGUGGAUCAGCAUCUCGCAGGCCUUCUUCCGAGCCAUCAGUCCAGACCUCUAAACCACUGUUCCAUUAGUAUCCGUUGUAUUUUUUAGCAUUUCCAAAAAGUCCUAUGUGCAGUGUUACAAAGUAGUACUGGGUAAGGGUCAGAGGGAAGAGCUGGUAUCACUGCUUGGAGACUUGGCCUACCAAAGGCCUUCAUAAUUGUUCUGGCCUGUCCUGUAGGAACUAGAAGUACAGAUCAGCCCAAUGCCGACACUUCCAAGGGCUUGAAGACACAAGCCAUAACCCUGGUGCUGAGUUUUAGACGUGCUGGUGUCCCUGUCCUCAAAGAGUUGGUCUGUUCAGGCCCAAAUUCACAUGGAAAAUAUGAUAAACACAUAAUUUCUUAGUCACCAGCUUUGGAUUUCAACUUGCUCAGGCAGUUUUGGAGAAUAUUGGAUAGCUGCAGUAGCUGUUACUGCUUUAUACUGAGCACUGUGUCAGGCUUCUCACCACCAAAGAGCCCCAUAGCACCAGCUGCAGAGACCGAAUACAGUGCUUUUUAAAGUCAGGGGCAUGUAUCAUUUUGGUGAAGGUUGAGGGAAGCAAUGGGAAGAAUUAUUAAAAUUAGAAACUUGUAAUUCCUAAGACAACGAAUGAGUAGACAGACAAUAAAAAUACACCAAGAACAUAGUAAACUAUUAACACAACAUGGGGUAGAACCAGCUUGUUUUCUGUAAAGCUGGAUAAAGUUGGAUAAAUCACUCAGACUUCCAGACCUUCAGUAGACAGAAAAAGCAGGGGUUUCUUUUUCCUGGGUAUGUGGACAAGGACAUAAGACUACAUAGACAAAGCAAAGCUGACUGCUCAACACCCCUGGCUUUUCUCUCCAUGCCUCUCUGCUCCUUCCCGGUAUAGUGUAUCCCAUUUAGGAAGUGCUUACAUCUCUUAACUUCCUUUGUGGAUUUUAUUAGACUAUAAAGUAAGUCUUGUCUAGCUCAUGGUCUCUGUCCAUCAGGACCCUGCAAUUUAAUACGGAAACAAGACAUGCCCAAGAAUGAACUAGGAGAUUCUUAUGCAUAUGAUAAGAGAUAGUGCUAUGGAUCAGUUGUAAUCAAUUAUAUAAUAAACCCAGAGAUUUACAGAUUUUUCAAUUUGCGGGGGAUAUUUUGAUAUUUAAGUGUUGCAUGUUUGUCUGUCCAUGUCAUUUGAACAUAUGAUCAGUCCUCUGAAAAGCCAGUCUAGAAGAGUCUGCGCUGAAAAGUGAAUCAGGAUGGGUAAGGGUGAAUGACAGGGAGCCUGGAGGGAUGGUGCAGGAACCGCUGUGCUUGUCUGUGAGUCACAGCUGAGUCAGGGACGGGCUGGAGGAGGGAGUGUGGAAGCAGGUGGCAGGAGGUGUCCCUGGGUAGAUGAGCUGCUUUUCUAGGCCAUGUAUAGUCAUUAGGAAGCUGAGGACAAUCACCAUGGACCUGGCAGUGGUGUCAGUUCUUCCACUUGAGCAGGCUGGCAGAGCAUCUGCACAUCUAGAGGCUCAGUUCUGCAGUUAGAGGUGUUGUUGCCCACCUGCACUAAUGCAGGCAGCUUUCACAGAGAGGGCAAGGUCUUGUUUCUCUUUCCAUGGGCCUCCCUCUGUGCCUGGCAUGGGCUGGGCACCCUAAGAUGGGAAGGCUGCCAUGCAAACCCAAAGCACAGAGCCACAUCUGAAUAUAUUUCUAAUGAUCUAAAAAAUUCAUACAAAUAACAGUUUCUUAGGCAGCCUUUGAGAGAGACUGAAAGUAACAUUGUGAUUUACCCUUACGCUUUUUUAAACAAAGAAACCAUCAUUCCCAUUAGUGAAGUCAUAAACCUAUCAAAUCUUUAGACUCCCAGACUGUAGGUCUUACUGGAUCAGUGUUUCCACAAAUUGCCUAGCCAUAAGAAUUAUUUGAUUGUCAUUUAAAAGGUACUGUUGACAGUUUGGGAGGCUGAAGCAGGAAGAUCAAAAGUUUGAGGCCAACCUGGGUAACUUAGUACUAAAGACCCUACUUCCAAAACCAAAAAGAGCUGGAGAUGUUGCUCAGUGGUAGAGCAUUUGCCUAGUAUGUAUGAGACCCAGGGUUCAAUCCCCAGUACAGUGUUGCUAAAAAGAAAAAGUGUCAUUGAACUCUGCCCUGUGCUGGUCUGGAGUUAAGAUCUGUAUUUUGUACCUGAGCUUCGGGAGAAUCCUGUGAUCAGAUGCGUUUGGGAAGAGUUACACAGCUGGCCUUGAGGCUUUCUGGGUUGUGGAAUCUUAAGAAGUCCUGGUGAGCCCUCUCCCACUGUCUCAAGGUUGCCAGCCAAGUGGUCCCCAGCAGCUGGCUGACCAGAGCUGGGAGAGGAAGCGCUAAAGGACAGGAAGGAGUGGAGAGCCUGCGUUAGAUGUCUCUAUUUCCAGAACAGUGACAAGCUGCUGUGACAAGCUCAGAUCAAACAACAAAAAUUAUAGGUAAUUUUCUCAUUCCCUGGAUACCAUUCUGAGCAAAACUUAGAUCGUGAAUAGAAACAAAGGAGGCCAUUGGGGAAAUGGCAAAUGUAAAUCACUUAAGUUAUCAGCCUUAGGAAUCAAAACCAUUUCCACCUUACGACCCAAAGUGGAGUGGCUAAGAAUAAUACAAUUUAUAAUAUAACUCCUUCAAGGAUCAGAUUUAAAUGCUGCCAGGAUCUUACAGACAUUUGAGUUACAGCAUAUGGAAAUCCAAAUUCACACCAGUGGCUCAGACACUUAAGGUCCUGGAAGAAAAGAGUGCAUGCUUUUUUCCUGCCAAGAUCCUUCUUACCUCCUGUCACCUGAGAAACUGAUCAGUGAAGCUGGAAGAAGGGACUGAACAUCAGAGUAGAGAAGGGGUGCUGCCAUGCUGUUCUAAGUGGGUGCCUGAGACUCAACACUGCCUGACAGUGGUGAGGUCAGUACUAAUGAUGUGUGUAGGAUUUUUAUGACAUAUUAGUGUUUACAGACCAUUUUCCCAUGCAUUAUAUCAUUGGAUGUUCAUACCAAGCCCUGUGACAGAAUCAUACAGAAUGUGAAACUGAGGUUGGAAAGACUGAGUGAUUUUUUUCUUUUUUGGUGCUGGAAAUUGAACACAGGACCUUGCACUUGCCAGGCAGGCGCUAUGCUGCAGAGCUAAAUUCCCGACUGAUUUUCUGAAAAUCAAGUGGCUUUUAAAAUUAUAGGCCUUAUUGACUGUUUAGAGAUUUUUGCAGUUCCUACAAAAGCUGGGGGAUGGGAGGCUGGCUUAUUAUCUUACAGCACAAUGUGAGGUGAGAAGCAUCCUGAACUCAGCUCUGGUUCACAGACCAUCACUUAGGUAAAGCAGCAAAGAGCACUAUAGCAGCUUGGUCCAAUUAAGCGCUUUUCCUCAAAGGCCUUCUCAGAGAGAGGGGACUCCUCAGAACUGCCAUGAGCAGUGGCCACACCGAGGGGCUUUGGGAGAUAAGCUCCAGCACUCGGAAUCCUUCUUCAAGAGGAAUUUCUGAGAACAAACUACAGGUUCACCUGGACCUAGAAUUCUGGGGGUGGGGUCAGGAGCUGCUGGGGAAAAGAAUAGCUUGUCACUUCCCUACAUUCCAGGCUUUAGGUAGAACUCAGGAGGGUCAGAUAUCUAGAGGGAGCAAGAAGGGCAAGUACUAGAAAAUUUGGUGUUCGUCUAAACUUUUGGUAGUUUCUUGGUGGGCUUCCCUGGAUGCAAGGUGAAUGUGAUCUGACCCAUUUUAUCUGGGAAAGCAGACAAAUGGCUUCUCUCUUACCUUGUAAAGCCACUUGAUGUACAAAAAUGUAGAUGCUACCCCAUGAGAAAUUUCCUCGUGCAAAUAAAGAGCAAGAGAAUAGAAGAAACAAUGGGAUUAAGGGGCAGAAGUCAGCAUCCUGAGGUCACCUGCCCAGUUUGUUUUGGUGCCUUGUCUGUGACUUCAAAACUGAAAUGUUUAUAUCACUGUUGCCCAUGAUUUUUUUAUAUGUUGGACAUACAAAGUGAAUUUGGUUGUGAUGUUUUAAACUAAAUAAAGCGUUUUCAUUUA